AUGGGUGCCAUCGAUCCUGUACAAAUGACCCAGCAGGCACCUCACCAGGAAAUUCUUUACGUCUCUGGAUGGGCCUGCUCUUCCGUCCUGACCAGUACAAAUGAGGUCUCGCCUGAUUUUGGUGACUACCCCUACAACACAGUCCCCAACCAAGUACAACGACUUUUCAAAGCACAGCAAUUACACGACAGAAAACAUUACGAUGCACGAAGGAAGAUGUCUGCCGAAGAGAGGAACAAGACGCCCUACAUUGAUUACCUUCGACCAAUCGUCGCCGAUGGUGAUACUGGCCAUGGUGGUCUUUCGGCAGAUCAAUUGCACGGAGGCAAGAAAUGCGGUCACUUGGCAGGCAAGGUUUUGGUUCCUGUUGGUGAACACAUCAAUCGCCUCGUUGCCACACGCUUCCAAUGGGACAUGAUGGGCUGUGAGAACUUGAUCAUCGCGCGCACGGAUUCAGAGAGCGGCAAGUUGUUGAGUAGCGCCAUUGACGCUCGCGACCAUGAAUACAUUCUUGGCUCCACGGAGGAUAUAGAACCUUUGGCAGAGACGCUCCAAGUCAUGGAGAUGAACGGUGCGAGCGGUGCAGAGAUUGAUGCUUACGAGGCUAAAUGGGUCAAGGAGCACAAGUUGGUUACUUUCGAUGAAGCUGCUAUUGCUCACAUUAAGGCUAAAACAUCUGACUCGGAUAAGGUCGCUAGAUACGAAAGUGAGAUAUCCGCGAACCGUAACAGACCUUUGAACAGCCGUCGCCAGCUUGCCGCAUCUAUCGCAGGCUCUCCUGUCCAGUUCAGUUGGGAUGUCCCACGAACAAAGGAAGGUUUCUACCACUACCGCGCUGGACUUCCCGCAGCAACGAAGCGAGCUAUCGAGUUUGCUCCGUUCGCUGAUCUGCUGUGGUUGGAGACUGGAGAUCCAAGCGUGCAAAAGGCUGCGGGCUUUGCUAAGGAGAUCAGGGAGGUGCAUCCUGGAAAGAAGCUCGUUUACAACCUCAGUCCUAGCUUCAACUGGAUGGGACAUGGUUUCACAGAGGAUCAGUUAAAGAACUUCAUCUGGGAUCUGGGCAAAGAAGGAUUUGUUCUUCAGCUCAUCUCCCUGGCCGGCUUGCACAGUACCGCCACGAUCACUAAUGAGCUCGCCAAGGGGUUCAAGACUGAUGGCAUGUUGGCGUAUGUGAACUUGGUCCAGCGUCGUGAACGUGAACUUGGUUGCGACGUACUCACGCAUCAGAAAUGGAGCGGUGCAAGUUAUCUCGACGGCAUUUUGGGUAGUAUUCAAAGUGGUAGCAGUAGCAGCAAGAGUAUGGGUGAAGGCAACACAGAAGGAAGUUUCUAG
This is a messenger RNA of Aureobasidium musti, 1332 nucleotides long. Lineage: Eukaryota; Fungi; Ascomycota; Dothideomycetes; Dothideales; Saccotheciaceae. The record is from the annotation of a GenBank genome assembly.